Trichechus manatus latirostris (Florida manatee) is the source of this 1713-nucleotide messenger RNA. RefSeq names its product leukocyte-associated immunoglobulin-like receptor 1. Bases 49 to 969 code for a protein of 306 amino acids. Lineage: Eukaryota; Metazoa; Chordata; Mammalia; Sirenia; Trichechidae. The transcript has 9 exons. The record is from RefSeq and is a predicted model, not a curated record. Gene Ontology annotation, cellular component: plasma membrane.
GUGGGAGUCCAUUGCUGUAGAAAUCUUGAAACAGGGCCCAGCCAGUACAUGCUCUUCCCUCUGUCUGCUGCAGGGCUGUCUAUCCUCCGUCGGCUCCAGGACAGGACAGGCUUUGGUGGUUGUGGAAUGUCUCCUACCCCCACCGCCCUCUUGGGCCUCGUGCUCUGCCUGGGACCAGCAAUCCAAGCACAAAAUGGGCACCUGCCCAAACCCUCCAUCUCAGUCAAGCCAGGCUGUGUGAUCCCCUGGGGGACAUCUGUGACCUUCGUGUGCCAGAGCCCUCGUAAGGCUGAGUCAUUCCGACUGGAGAAUGUUGGAACGAACCAAUACCUGGAUGUGAAGAGCUCUCCUGGGACUGAGACAGAGGCCAGAUUCCCCAUUGACUCAGUGAAGAUAGACACUGCAGGGCAUUAUAGCUGCCUGUAUUCUACAGGGAAUCACUUUUCUGAGCGCAGUGAGAUCCUGGAGCUGGUGGUGACAGGAUUCCCUGGAUCUUUCAGCUCCUCACCCACCACACCCCACUCCUCACUUGUCGAGUACCAGAGGCCUCAACCUGGAGACACAACUGGUUCUCAGAUCCUGCCACCAGAGCUGCGUUACAUUCUUAUUGGAAUCUCUGCGGUCUUUCUCCUUUGUCUCCUCCUUCUGGCCCUCUUCUUCCUCCAUCAUCAGCGUCAGAGAAAACAUGGGAUCCCCAGAAGCAAGGGCGAGGAGCAAAAUCCACAGGAGAGGUUCGGGCCAGGUGUUGAUGUCCUAAAGAGCACACCAGAUAUGGCCACAGUGAAUGGACUUCCUGAGAAUGACAGAAAGAUGGACACCUCAGCCCCUACUGCAGGAAACCCCCAGGAGGUGACAUACGCUCAGCUGGACCACUGGGCCCUCACUCAGGGGGCAGCCCCAGCAGUGUCCCCACAGUUCACAGAGCCCAUGGCCAAGUCCAGCAUGUAUGCAUCCCUCACCAAGCGCUGACUACAGGGCCCACGUGGCUGCUGCACCUGAGGACACAGGACAUCACUCUGGGAAGGGCUUGGAGUAGACACGUGGAGGGCUUCCCCAUGCAAUCAUCUCUUCUCUGAAGAGUCAGCCAGUCAGCUCCCCAGGAGAUAAGAGCUGGGAUCUGGAGGUCCCUGACUAAUACCUAAGAGAUUCGGUAACCAGGCAAUCUCUUCCACAAUUAACCAGCUUCUUAGAGAUACUGUAUUGCAGCUGUUUCCAGACAUCCCCCUACAGUCACUCCAUUGUUUCUAGAGGCCCAGCCACAGCUGCCCAGCUCUUUCCGGAGAUCCAGCUACAACUACUCAGCUGUUUCCAGAGACCCUGCUAUAGUCACUCAGCUUUUUCCAGAGACCUGGCUACAGUUACCCAGCUGUUUCCAGAGAUCCAGCUAUAGUUGCCCAGCUGUUUCCAGAGAUCCCACUAUACUUGCCCAGCUGAUUCCACAGACCUAGCCACAGUCGCCAAGCUGAUCUCAUAAACCAUGUUGCAGUCACCCAGCUGCUUCUAGGUGCCCCUCUCCUGUGAAUUCCCAAAUACCACCAGAGACUCCAUUUUAAUUAUUUACUCACUGACUCUAUGGAUCUUCCUAGAGCUCAGUUGCUGGCCUUGAGACUGUAUUAUUCUUAUGCAGCUGAUAACUGAGACCCAGUUUUUGGAUCACGCUUUACUUCGCUCACCAAUAAAUAUUUCAGAGGCCUAACCUAUGGCAGCCCUGCA